Molecule: messenger RNA, 345 nt
Organism: Mycena indigotica
Lineage: Eukaryota; Fungi; Basidiomycota; Agaricomycetes; Agaricales; Mycenaceae
Exons: 1
Coding region: 16-345 (109 amino acids)
Source: RefSeq, a predicted model, not a curated record
GUUCCGAGCCACAUCAUGUCCGACUCAGACCAUCCAGAGACUCUCGAUGACUCUUUGAGUCUACACUCUCUCGCUUCCUCCCUCCCCCUCGAUACCGACCGAUCAGUGUCUUUCUCAGAUACCAGCCCUAGUAUCAUGAUGACGGUCCCACCCCAUCUUCGCCGCAAGGGCGCAGCAUUUCUCAGGUUGGAGGAAAGCCAAGAUGAGCUCGUCAAUACGAAAGUACGCAAUGCGGUUCGGGCGCAUGCCGCGUUGAAGAAGCAACUCGAAGAAGAUGUCGCGUUGGAGACGGCGAGCGUUCAAGUUGAGAGCACUGGCAGUCACGCGCGCAUGGUGGAGGACUGA